Purpureocillium takamizusanense is the source of this 306-nucleotide messenger RNA. RefSeq lists its product as uncharacterized. The coding region runs from base 1 to 306 and encodes 101 amino acids. Lineage: Eukaryota; Fungi; Ascomycota; Sordariomycetes; Hypocreales; Ophiocordycipitaceae. The record is from RefSeq and is a predicted model, not a curated record. The transcript has a single exon.
AUGAAAAGCCCCGGUGGUCUGAGAAGGCGGAAGAUUUUUUCUUUUUGGCGGCAGGGCAUGCUGCCAUCAUUUGGUAGUAUGACCGGAUGUGCCCUGCGUGGUGACAACAGGGUCUGGAUGGUGGUGUUGAAGCUUGGACUUCUCAUGUGUUGUGUGUCCGCGGCUCAAGUACGCAUGGGCAAGCGAAAACCGCACAUCAAGAGAGGUCCAUCCAACGUCAACUGGGGGAAAACAGAACCGAAAAGAAACCAGGAACAGGGAAAUGCUAGUUUCAUGGGCGCACGGCCAUUUGGCGGCGGCCCAUGA